ACUGCCGGGAAUGGCGGAGUGCAUAUGCGCCACAGAUGGCAGACCAGAGAGAGCCUCACUCACACAUAAGUAAGUCGUUAAUGGCUGUGUCUAGCCUGGAACAUAUGCGGGGAAGCUCUCAUUCGUCAAAUAAUAACAGGAACUCCGACACCGUGUUUGUCGAGGUUACCAAGCAGAUGAAAGCUCUCGGUUUUCCGCGUUUGGCUAUGUAAAACUUUGGAUCAAGAAGCCCACUAGAUAGUAUCUAUCUACGUAUCUGACUAGACAGUGAUAUAUUCUGUGGCCAUGGCAGAAGCAUUAGCGAUAAUCGGCGGUCUUUCGGCUAUUAUGCAGAUAGCUGGAAGUUUGGUGAAGCAGACCAAGGAACUAGACGAUUUCAUAAGAACCAUACGCAGAGCGCCCAAAGAGAUUGAAGAUUUUAUACAGGAAACCUCAAUUUUCACCAGCCAACUGUAUAACUUCUACGACCUGCUACAGGAAAUUGCCAGCGAGUCUAAGAGGAAAUUCAAAGCGGAGAGGACGAAGUUGGUCAGAAAAAUAAUAAGACAAUGCACAUCCGUUAAGAGGAGCUUUACUCGUCUUGUGGACCUCUUUAUCGAUAUCAAUGGUACAAGCACUACGCCAUUCAAUACGCUUUUGGCUCGACUACUAUGGUUUUGGAAGAAGCCGGGUGUGCCAGAGUUACGCCUGAGCAUCCGAAGUGCAACAGCCAAUGUCACGCUGUUAUGCACCUUUUUCAUGUAUGAAGAAUUGCUGACAAAGAAAGAGAAAAAUACUGAGGAUGAAAGGCUCCAUAUCCUGGAAGGGCAAAUUGAAAACUUAGUAUCGACGUGUAGAAAACUCAGGUAUGAGUUGGCCGACCUUCAGGAGCGAAAGCAACCCGCUGAAUAUACGGAGUCGAGAGGAUCUUACAGUAAAGAUACUCACCACAUAGAGCGGUUUGUCGACAAAGCGAUUCAAUCAUAUACUCAAGGAACAGUACAUUCCGGGAGCAAGAGAUCUACUCGUCGGGAAACUCCUGAGCCAGUAGAACGGGAACUCCGGGCAGAUCGGUCAUCACUAAACCCGGGGGCUGCGACCCCGGGUGGUAAUAGAAGAGACCAUCUUACACGGCAUGCCAUACCUGUUGAUAUCCCAGAGUUUAACGAACCCACAUUACGAUUCCACAAACCGGAUCGUAGGAGAAGGCAAGACUACGGGCGAUUAGUAGGAGAUGAGGCUGCGAACACCAAGCAGUCUGACAAGUCAGCCAGCCAGCCCAGCCAGCCCAGCCAAACUCUGACUGUUCAUUCUGAAUCUCAAAAGGACACAAGGCAGCUGCACACCCAAAGUGCAGUCAAACUGAAUCGUGGAGAUUCCGGUUCCGGGUUGCCCAAUCAAAGUGCGCAUAACGAUGGAUCUCAUCCACAUAGUCCCAUAGAAGAGCGGUCGGGACAAGAGCAUCCGUUGACGGUGUCAAAACAUUCUCUAGCAACCGAGCUAGAAGGCUCACCAGUCAGCCAUUCUGGUUCAGCUGAGGAAGAUCCUGGGCCAUAUAUGCCAAUGGCGCCUUUUGGUGGACCGGGGUCAAGGAGGCGACCAAGACGACCAAGGCCACAAUCACCUAUUGAAUAGGAAGAUAAUUUUAACAGUGAUAUUGGUUUAUUACAAGUGUAUCUUGAAUUUUGACAUCUGGGUUCAAGUUGAUUGGGUUUGACGAA
This is a messenger RNA of Hypoxylon fragiforme, 1700 nucleotides long. RefSeq lists its product as uncharacterized. The coding region runs from base 286 to 1614 and encodes 442 amino acids. The record is from RefSeq and is a predicted model, not a curated record. NCBI's taxonomy places the organism in Eukaryota, Fungi, Ascomycota, Sordariomycetes, Xylariales, Hypoxylaceae. The transcript is spliced from 3 exons.